Messenger RNA from Aptenodytes forsteri (emperor penguin), 2489 nucleotides. RefSeq names its product transmembrane protein 164 (gene TMEM164). Lineage: Eukaryota; Metazoa; Chordata; Aves; Sphenisciformes; Spheniscidae. The coding region runs from base 1 to 357 and encodes 118 amino acids. The transcript has 2 exons. The record is from RefSeq and is a predicted model, not a curated record.
AUGGACACGGCAAUUCAGCUGAACACUAAUGUAUUCCUUUCUUUUCAAGGUAUCUACACUCCAGAACCACUCUGCAAUUUCUGGUGGGCUCUUUUAUCCACGGGGUUUAUGUUUGUAUAUCAUUUUAGCAUCUUGCAGAUUCUGGGAUUGGUUACAGAAGUGAAUUUGAACAACAUGUUGUGCCCAGCCGUCUCAGAUCCUUUUUAUGGGCCCUGGUAUCGAAUCUGGGCAUCUGGACAUCAGACUGUCAUGACCAUGACUCAUGGGAAGCUUGUAAUCCUACUGUUUUACAGUGCUGUCCCCAUCUUUAAAUGUAGCGUGGACUUGCUCAGACUCCCAGCUAAGAAAAUAGACUGAAAUUUCUCCCCACGGAGCAGUACGUACAGGAAGCAGAGAUACUUAUACUGGAAAACAAAGAGGAGGGAUGAGAGGACAAUGUGUUUAUACUUCUCCCCACAGUUUAUUGCCUCAGAAACACCUCUAUAAUCAAGUGAGGUUUUUUUUAACUGCUGUUUCUCACUGCCUAUUGCCAAUGGCAAAAUUAGUGGCCUUAUUCUGGAGAAGGUUCGUGUUUUAUACAUUUUGUGUAGAUUACAGCAGAAUCUUGCUAAGCCACCGUUCAAAAUUAGGCCAGGAUCUGUCCACAUUCCAGCAAAGAGAGUGGCAGUGCUACCUCGUUUUGACUUAUUUUCCAUUAAAUGUAAGUACACUUACAUCACAGGAUAAGGAAAUAAAGCUGAAUUACAACACUCCACUGAUGCGAACAGAACACAUGUUGAAGUGCAUCAUCCUGGCUUAACUCUUAGCACUUGAAUGUUGCAAAACGGUCACAGUGAAACGAUGUACACUUAAUCUCCCAGUCGUAGGUGCGAAACAGUGAGGUUCUACUGUAUUUUCUUUAAGCUGGUUGAAAAUGCUAGGGAACAAUAACUCAUUCAAAAGUUAUUUUUUUUUUUUUUAAAUCGACUACUUAAAUUUCUAAGCUGCUGUGCAUAAAUAUCUAUCUGGCUGAGUCCCAUCAGAUCUUGACGCUAUGGAGAUGCUUUUAUUUGAGCGAGUGGAAAAACACCAUGUUGAAAUAAUUUCAAAAGACCGUGUUACGUAUAAGCCAUGAUAAGGUAUUUCAUCCACUGUUCUGACCUGACUUUGAACAAAAUGGGUUUUUCACUUAGCUUAGACUGGGGAGGGAGUGGAGAUACAAAGUCCAAUGUAAACAUCAGCGUUUUCUUUUUUUACUUACUAGCUUUUGAAACAUUCCUCCUCUGUGUUCUACACUGAUCCUCGCUCAGUAGAGCGGUUAGUGAAGAAACAAAAUGGAACUGUGAUGUUCUCUCUCUACAGCUCUAAUACACUCUGUAGACUGAUUUUAAAAUGCAGAUAUAAAAAGGAAUGUCAAAUCAGUGCAGGCCUCUACUGAAAAGAAAGUGUUCCAGUUUACUAAUAUGACUAUAUCUUCCUGUCAACACGUCUUUUGGAGAACGGGAUGUAGAUAGGCAGAAUGAUGAACAGUAAACUGUGGGUACCUGUUCAAAUUUCCCAAGGCUAGAGGAGAAACUUGAGCAGAAAGAUGGGAAAUCUUGAGUGUGUUCCUCCAGAUAGUUACUUGUGAGUCUAUUAUGCAGACUGCUGUGUUUCAGGGCUGCAGGAAUUUUGUUGUACAAAAGUUUGUUGCAAUUUACAGAUUCAUUGUCUUGUCAAAGCUGUGACUUGCAAGAUAAAACAAAACCAUCAUACCUCCUCCAGCUGGAUCACCUGAAGAUAUAUUCUGAAGUUAAGGUACAGUCAUUUAUACCUCAAGAAGGAAAAGUAAGAAUGAGAAGUGGUUGACUUCCCCCCCCCCAAAAAGAAAAAUUUUCAUUGGAGAGGGAACAAAAGGCUACUUCCAAUAUUUUUACUUCAUAUGAUUAAAAAAAAAUACACCUCAAUCAGAAAUAUAUUGUCCCACGUUCUAAUUUACAAACUGGUUUCUGGCUUUCUUCCACGCCUUGCUGUGUGUAUAUAUACAUAAUAAAUGUACUGUACUCUCCCAACUUGAGAACAUGAGACGUAUACCUAAACUAUCCAUCAACCACGUAUAGCUUAGUUAUACAGACGGCUCUGUAUAACGGCUCCUUGUGUUUGUAAUCAGAAUUCAGCUUGAGAAAGCAAAGCACGGGAUAAUAAGGACUACCAGCAUACAGAGUUAACGGUCAAUUGUUGAUCCUGCAAAUGUCCAAAAGUACAUAAUGAAUCUCAUUGAGCAGUCUCGCUGCCGCCUCAGGAAAGCUGGGCAUAUGUUGCUUAAGUAUUUGUAGAGUGGGGCCUAAAGAAAGAAUGCGUUGGUUUUGAAGGCCUGAGUCCGCCUGUGGAAGACCACUUAAUUAGCUGCUGAAGUGACAGAAGUUCUUGCUAUUUAGUUCGGCAGAUUCAGUAUUUCAUGAUGAAAUAGAGGAUGUUGCUGGGAGAUGCUAAGAUGCACAGUGCUGGAUGUAAAGCAUGCCCCCUACUAA